CGGCCUCGUCCGACGGUUUCCUGCUUCUGACUUCUUACUGAGCCGACGGCGCUGUUCUCGCUGCCGCGAAGCAUCCCUGAUACCGCGUGGGCCCGACCGAGACGGACUGUGCCGUACCGACUCUCAGCUCAGGCUCCAGCCCGGCACUCGCCCCCGCCUCCGCCCCGUCCCCGCUCCCCAACGUCCCCCCCACCGCAGCGCGAAGAUGCUGACGCACAUCCCGGUCCCGUUGCUGCCCGCGCCGCCGUCGUGGUUCCCGGGGCACAUGCUGCAGUUCCAGCGGAUGCUGCCUGGGCUGCUGAACAAGACGGACGUCGUGCUCGAGCUGCGCGACGCGCGCCUGCCGCUCACGAGCAUCAAUCGGAACUUCGAAGGUGCCCUACAAAAGUGGAGACGCGAACGAGGCAGAGCUGUCUCGACGGAGCUGUUCGACCCCUCGGCCCCCAAGCCUCCACCACCAUUACCCGGCACGAGUGCUAUUCCUGCGUGCGAGCGGGUCGUGGUGUUCAACAAGCGCGAUUUGGUUCCGGAAUGGGGCAUCAAGCCGUUUCAACGCGCGAUGGAGAAAAAAUUCCCUGAUCAGCGAACUUUUCUCGCAUCCUGGAAUAGGACGCGGGAUAUCAAAGCUUUGAACGAGCUCCUAGUCAGUGUGGCAAAAGAACACCCGCAUAGACCGGAGCUAAACGUCCUGGUUGUUGGCAUGCCCAACGUUGGAAAGUCGACGCUAUUGAACGCCCUUAGGAAUAUUGGAAUCGCCGGACCAACACCGAAGGCGCUGCGGACGUCUGCGCAGCCAGGCAUGACGCGCGUAUUAUCGACUCGUCUUAAGCUCUCGGCCGAUCCACUUGUCUAUUCGUACGACUCCCCUGGUGUCAUGUUGCCCUUCCUCGGCAACGGCGACAAAGGCGCUGAGCGCGGCGUGAAGCUCGCACUCAUCGCCGGGAUCAAGGAGGGCUUAUACGACACGGAGACGCUGGCGUCGUAUUUAUUGUACCGGCUGAACGUCCUGGACCCUGCCUCCCCAGCAUACCUGCGCCUGCUCCCGCCAGACACGCCCCCGGUGCUCGAUGUUUGGGAGUUCCUGGAGCUGCUCGCGAAGCGCCUGUGCAUGCUCAAGCGGGGUGGGAUACCAGACACCUCCCGCGCUGCGGUGUGGUUCAUCAGGUGGUGGCGCGAGGAAGGCGGGCUGGCCUCUGCGGCCGCCCCGGCGCUGCCUGCGUACGCGCUCGGCGAGGGCGUGCAAAGCUAUCGGCGCGGAUGGGGGUUCGACUUUGAGUGGGACGUGAAUGGCGCGGAGGCCGGGCGCUACGACGAGGCGCUUAUCCAGACGAAGAUGGAGGACUGCAUCGACCGCUUUGAAAAGGCGGCGAAGGAGGAGGAGCGCGAUGGCGGUGCAAUCAGCUCGACACAGGAGAAGAAGCGGGCGAAGGAGGCCAUGCGCACCCGCCAACAGGCACGCUCAAAGGCCAGGCUGGCCACGAAGCGUUCGCGGUAGUAGAGGUGUACACGGCCGUCGCCCCAAAACCGAUGCGGUGGGUCUUCUCGACAGUCAUUGCUCGAAGAUUCAGUAGCGACGGCCGCUCUGCCCGCCUACGGCGCGCUGUUAAAGAGUUGCUCGGAUACCGACUUCAAACCCCGUCGCCAAGUACAUACACCGGCCACCCGCUUCCCAUGCAUAUCAACGGCCUUCAGCAGCCUGCGUGCACGGUCGUAGGUACCCUCCAGUACCACCUACCCCUACAAACAUAUACUACAGUAAUGCGAUAGUGCUCGGGCACACCCGCCCAUCCC
Molecule: messenger RNA, 1791 nt
Organism: Trametes versicolor FP-101664 SS1
Lineage: Eukaryota; Fungi; Basidiomycota; Agaricomycetes; Polyporales; Polyporaceae
Product: P-loop containing nucleoside triphosphate hydrolase protein
Exons: 7
Coding region: 206-1495 (429 amino acids)
Cellular component (GO): mitochondrion
Molecular function (GO): GTP binding; GTPase activity
Source: RefSeq, a predicted model, not a curated record